Molecule: messenger RNA, 1337 nt
Organism: Physcomitrium patens
Lineage: Eukaryota; Viridiplantae; Streptophyta; Bryopsida; Funariales; Funariaceae
Product: ras-related protein RABB1c
Molecular function (GO): GTPase activity; GTP binding
Source: RefSeq, a predicted model, not a curated record
CCUGGGUCCUCUUUGCGGAGGCCUUUGUAUCCAUGCCUUCAGUUGUCUUCCGCAUUUACAAGUGCCAAUCACCCAUUCGCAUCUAGGUUUUUGGAGUUGGUUUAGUGGGUUUGCGAGGGAGGAAGUGUUGAACACCAUGUCGUACGCGUACUUGUUUAAGUAUAUCAUCAUCGGUGAUACAGGUGUUGGGAAGUCUUGUCUGCUGCUGCAAUUCACAGACAAAAGGUUUCAGCCCGUGCAUGAUCUGACCAUUGGCGUGGAAUUCGGGGCGCGUAUGGUGACGAUCGAAAACAAGCCCAUCAAGCUGCAAAUAUGGGACACGGCUGGCCAAGAAUCGUUCCGGUCCAUCACGAGGUCGUACUACAGGGGAGCUGCAGGAGCUUUACUUGUCUAUGACAUCACCAGGAGAGAAACAUUCAAUCAUCUUGCAAGCUGGUUGGAAGAUGCUAGGCAACAUGCUAACUCUAAUAUGACCAUCAUGCUUAUCGGCAACAAGUGUGACCUGGCUCAUAGAAGAGCGGUCAGCACUGAAGAAGGUGAACAAUUCGCCAAGGAGAACGGCCUGGUAUUCAUGGAGACUUCCGCAAAAACGGCCCAUAAUGUUGAGGAUGCAUUCAUCAACACCGCCGCUAAGAUCUAUCAAAAAAUUGAAGAGGGAAUCUUUGAUGUUUCUAAUGAGACUUAUGGUAUCAAGGUUGGGUACGGAGGAACUGCUGGUGCGGGCACUGGAGCUGCAGGUGGUGGUACUGCCGUUCAAAGAAGUGCUUGCUGCGGUUGAUUGUACACUUAAUAACCUUGUUGUUUAAUAUUUAAGUUUCAUUUCAGGCCUUAGCGAGUUUGAGACUACCGAAAUCCAUUCAUUCCAGUGUAGAGGCAUUGUUCCAUAUUGUCCUGUUAUACCUAAUACCGUGUGCACAGCUGUUCAAGCUCUGACUCAGCCACUUAGCUCGUAUUAGAAAUCUUUGGGGGAAAAAAAAACUCAGUUGAUAAUAGAUAUUGGAUGUAGUAUUUUGACUUUUAUGCACAAUCAUACGCUGCUGUUUUGACGCCUUCUCUACAAGCUCUUAGAUGCGUCAUUGGGUCUCCAUCAGUGUUAGAAGUACUCCAACUUACCGUAGUUCCUUCUACAGUGACGCAUGUCGUACAUGAAGGCUGCGAUCUGUCUUUGCUGGGUUGAAUUCGUCAGUGGUACUGCUCUCAUCCUAUUCCGUGCUUGGAUGAAAGCACUAGCUAAGGUUACCGAAUAACGGUGUGAGGUACACCUGAUGUAUGUUUUUGCUUAAAAUUUGUAAUUACAUUUACAAGUAGACUUCGACACUUACAAGCCAUACCUUUCA